Molecule: messenger RNA, 1929 nt
Organism: Saccharomycodes ludwigii
Lineage: Eukaryota; Fungi; Ascomycota; Saccharomycetes; Saccharomycodales; Saccharomycodaceae
Gene: AIM14
Product: putative metalloreductase
Exons: 1
Coding region: 1-1929 (642 amino acids)
Cellular component (GO): plasma membrane
Molecular function (GO): oxidoreductase activity
Source: RefSeq, a predicted model, not a curated record
AUGGCACAAACUACUUUACUCCAUCGAGCUAAUGACAACAAUGCUGCUCAUGAAAUAACAGUGUUAAAACCAAGGCAUGGUGCUACACAUUUCGCUAAUAUAUCUUUUGGUAACCAUAUACUAGGCAUUACUAUAGUGUACAUUGCAUUUCUGUUAUUAUUAAGAACUUUUUUUACCAGAUCCAAUAAAUCCAAUUUCACCCCAUCUAAAAGAUUAGGAUCCAACUUGUACUACAAUUUAUAUCACUUAAACCCCAAGGUUCAUUUCCCAAUUAUUUUGUUGCUUACAUUAUUUGCAUUUCAAAGCCACUUUAAAGAAUAUUUUAUUAACCAUUACACGGUAAGUUUUAAAAGGUAUGGAAGAUUUAGUUAUGCCCUAACUUUUUUGAAUUUCUAUUUGGUAAUUCCUCGUGGGUAUGGCACUGUGUUUUAUUCAUAUCUAGAGUCAAUUAGUUUACACAAGUGGAUUUCCAGAUUUAUGAUUGUGUUAUCUUUUAUCCAUUCAAUUUUAUUCUUGAUUAAGUGGUCCUCUGACAAAGUUUUAGCAAAUAAGUUACUAGGAAACAAAAAAAAUUUUGCCGGAUUAAUAUUAUUUAUUAUGUUAAUAAAACUGUUUAUCUUCUCAUUGAAACCAUUUAGAACUAAAUUCUAUGGUAUAUUUUACACGUACCACCAUAUAACCAUGUGGGUUUUCACCAUACUUACUGUGUAUCAUGCUAGACCUAGUGUGCUUACGCCCUUUUUUAUAAUCAAUGUUUUAUUUUUGAUUGUCCACUUGCUUAACUACACCAUUCACGCUACUUCUGUUGAAUUGCUUUCUAAGCGUGAUGACUAUGCCCAUACAAAUAUGAUUGUCGUUAAACUACCAACACAUAAAUUAACUGGAGGUGAAGUUAAUGUCACUUCUACUGGUAAUUCUAUUCCUAGUGUUGCUUCCAACACUGAGACGGGAAGAACUUCCAAUGUUGAUACCAAUAUUGCUACUAAAAAAUUUGAGUUUACUGAUAUAUUACCUGGUUCUCAUAUUAGGCUUAAUUUAUAUAGAAAACUGAACCCAUUAUAUUGGUUAACACCUUCCCACCCGUAUAGUAUAGCCGAUUGCGACAUGGAUGAAUUUAGCUUGAUAAUUAGGGAAAAUCCACGUAGGUUUAAAUUUAAUUUGGGUGACAAAUUCACUUUGUGCAAUUUGUACCCUCCAUGUACUGACAUCAAAGAAUUGAUUACAAAUGGUGACAAGAUAUGUUUGGUUGCUGGAGGUAGUGGGAUCUCUUUUAUUUUAUCUAUUUUUAAUUAUUUGGUGUUAAAUAAAAUAUCUACUGGAGAUGUAAAAUAUUUAAAGCUGAUUUGGAUUGUAAGAGACAUUUAUGACUUGCACAUUUUAAAGCAUGUUAAAUUUCACUCAGACAAGAUUUUACCAGGAAAUAAUAAUUCAGUAGAUAUUUACAUUACGAAUAGUACAAUAAACAACGACAGUGGCACUGCCAGUAGUGACAGUUCAUUGUCAGAUGAUUCUGCUGCUUUUGAAUUGAGGACAAUGGGCGCUAACGAAGUUGAUAGUGGGCUUGAUGUUGAUGAUGAUUUGGGUUCUUUAGAAGAGGAGAUGGAUCAGGAAAUCAAUAGAUCAUAUAAUCCUUUGGGAUUAACAUUGGAAAAUGUUAGAUACCAUUAUGGCAAAAAACCCGAUAUUUUGACGGAUAUCAAGGAAGAUGGAUUAUUUGUACCACCAUCUGAAUUAUUACAAAAUAAUGGUACCGAUGGUACAAAUGAUGUCGAGGAUGGAAGCACAACUUCAAGUGGUGAAGUCAAUGAUAAUACCGCUACAAUGAACACUUGGUUAUGUUGUUGUGGCCCUCAAAGUUUAAUAGAUGAUGGGUUUGAAUUUGCAAGUAUCUACGGUGUUAAUUAUGCGUAUGAGAAGUAUCAAUUUUGA